Molecule: messenger RNA, 144 nt
Organism: Penicillium robsamsonii
Lineage: Eukaryota; Fungi; Ascomycota; Eurotiomycetes; Eurotiales; Aspergillaceae
Exons: 1
Coding region: 1-144 (47 amino acids)
Source: RefSeq, a predicted model, not a curated record
AUGUUUUGGGGCGCCUUUUACGGUGACUUACGACUAGACCUGGCACUCACCCGCCCCGCGGGUCCGAGAUUAGGAACCUCCACCCGCACCUCAGAGGGUCAGGGUCUAACCUUACCGACCCUGACCCUGACCCUGACCCUCUAA